GAUUAACCAGGCCCGAGCAGACGCGGCUCUCCCAGGACGCGGCACCCGGCACCCGGCACCCGGCACCGGCACCAGAGCCAUGCAGCACCCCGUGCGGGUGAAGAGCUGGGUGGAUGGGAACCGCCACUUCUUCCUGCCUCCCGUCUGCAACAAGCUGCUGCACCAGGAGCAGCUGAAGGUCAUGUUUGUGGGGGGCCCCAACACCAGGAAGGAUUUCCACAUUGAGGAGGGGGAGGAGGUGUUCUACCAGCUGCAGGGCGACAUGGUCCUCAAGGUGCUGGAGCAGGGUCGACACCGGGACGUGGUCAUCCGCCAGGGGGAGAUAUUCCUGCUGCCCGCGGGGGUCCCCCACUCCCCACAGCGGUUCGCCGACACGGUGGGGCUCGUGGUCGAGCGGCGGAGGCUGGAGACGGAGCUGGACGGGCUGAGGUACUAUGUGGGGGACAGCACGGACGUCCUGUUUGAGAAGUGGUUCUACUGCGAGGACCUCGGCACCCAGCUGGUGCCCAUCAUCCAGGAGUUCUUCAACUCGGAGCAGUACCGCACAGGGAAGCCCAUCUUGGCCCAGCUGCGCCCAGAGCCGCCCUUUGCCCUGAGCACACGCGCGGUCAUGAAGCCCAUGUCCCUGGAGGGCUGGCUGGACGAGCACCGCGGGCCGCUGCAGGCGGGCGCACCCCUCAGCCUGUUUGGGGACACCUAUGAGACGCAGGUGCUGGUCCUGGGACAAGGCAGUGGCGAGUUCCCCGCACGGGACGUGGACGAGUGGCUGUGGCAGCUGGCAAGCUCCUCCGUGGUGAUCGUGGGGGGACAGCGCCAUGAGCUGGCCGCGGACGACAGCCUCCUGGUGCCGGCUGGGACCGCGUACUCCUGGACGAGGGCUCGCGGCUGCGUGGCGCUCUCAGUGACGCAGGACCCCGCCAACAAGAAGCCCCUGGGGUGAGCUCACCACGCCGAGGUGACCCGCCUGCCCGCCUGCCACCAGGGUCCCCUCCUCUAAAGCCCCAGACUGCGGGCCAUGACCCUGCCCUGUCCCCUGCACCCUAAAGUGGCCGCAAUAAAGCUCCGGGUCCAG
Molecule: messenger RNA, 1072 nt
Organism: Sorex fumeus (smoky shrew)
Lineage: Eukaryota; Metazoa; Chordata; Mammalia; Eulipotyphla; Soricidae
Gene: HAAO
Product: 3-hydroxyanthranilate 3,4-dioxygenase
Exons: 10
Coding region: 80-940 (286 amino acids)
Biological process (GO): 'de novo' NAD+ biosynthetic process from L-tryptophan; quinolinate metabolic process
Cellular component (GO): cytoplasm
Molecular function (GO): 3-hydroxyanthranilate 3,4-dioxygenase activity; iron ion binding
Source: RefSeq, a predicted model, not a curated record